AUGGCCUCACAACCUCAUUUCGAGGAGAAGCCUCCGCUUCGCCAGCGAGGCUCCAAUGCCGUCAAGUGGGCUCUUGGAUACAACAACACCGAAGCAAACCGUCUCGGCAUUCCCAUGGUCAGCAGUCGUGAUUGGCUCCGCGGCAUUUUUGGUCACCCUGGCAGCAAGACCGCCGACUACUUUGACAGCCUCUUCCCCUUCCGAAAGUGGAUUGGCUCUUACAAUUCUCAAUGGCUCAUUGGUGAUCUUAUUGCCGGCAUCACCGUAGCUCUUGUCGUCGUUCCUCAGUCCAUGUCUUAUGCCAAGCUUGCCGGUCUCAAACCCGAGUUCGGUCUCUACUCUUCCUUCGUCGGUGUCAUGAUCUACGCCAUCUUCGCCACCUCCAAGGAUGUCACCAUUGGUCCCGUCGCUGUCAUGUCUCUUCAAACCUUCAACGUUAUUCACCACGUCAUGCGUCAAACCAACGAAUGGAGCGCCGAAGUGAUCGCCAGCGCACUUGCCUUCUUGUGCGGUGUCAUCUGUCUUGCUAUUGGUCUUCUUCGUCUUGGUUUCAUCAUCGAGUUCAUUCCUGCUCCUGCCGUUGCUGGUUUCAUGACGGGCUCCGCUAUUCAGAUCGCCGCAGGUCAGGUGCCAAAGUUGCUUGGUCUCAACAGCGUCAACACCAACGGAAACGCUGCCUACCAAGUCAUCAUCGACACUCUCAAGGCAUUGCCCAAGACAAACAUCAAUGCAGCUUUCGGUUUGCCUGCCCUUGUCUUCCUCUACUGGAUCAAGUGGUUCUGUGGCUGGCUUCCCGCUCGUUACCCUCGCACCGCCCGAACCAUGUUCUUCGUCUCGGUGCUGCGUAACGCCUUUGUCAUCAUUGUCUUCACCGCCGCUUCCAGGAUCUGGCUCGGCAACUACAGCGAUCCUAAAAAGUACCCCAUCAGCGUCCUCCUCACCGUUCCUCGUGGUUUCAAGCACAUCGGUCAGCCCAUCCUCAACACCAAGCUUCUAUCCGACUUGGCUCCUCAGCUUCCAGUCUCGGUCGUCAUCUUGCUUCUAGAGCACAUCGCCAUCGCCAAAUCGUUCGGUCGUCUUAACAACUACAAGAUCAACCCUAACCAGGAGCUUGUUGCUAUUGGCGUUACUAACUUGAUCGGUCCUUGCUUUGGCGCUUACGCUGCUACCGGUUCCUUCUCGCGUACUGCUAUCAAGUCCAAGUCAGGUGUACGCACUCCCUUGGCUGGUUGGUUCACCGGUAUCCUUGUCUUGAUUGCUAUCUACGCUCUCAGUGGUACCUUCUACUGGAUUCCCAACGCAGUUUUGUCCGCUGUCAUCAUCCACGCUGUUACCGACCUGGUCGUUCCCUUCUCCGUCUCGUACAAGUUCUGGCAGAUCAGCCCCUUCGAACUCUUCAUCUUCCUCGGUGCCGUCUUUGCCACCGUCUUCUCCAACACUGAGAACGGCGUCUAUGUCUCGGUCGCUGCUUCCUUGGUUCUCUUGCUGAUCCGCAUUGCUCGUCCUCGUGGUCGAUGGCUCGGUCUUGUUCGCAUCCACCACGGUAACAGCACUGGUCCCAGCGAGUCCACCAUCACACUUUCGCACCGUGACGUUUUCGUCCCCCUCGAGAACAAGGAUGGCAUGCGCGACCCUUCCAUCCACGUCGAACCUCCCCCGCCUGGUGUUCUCAUCUACCGAUUCGAAGAGGCCUUCACCUACCCCAACGCUUCCGCUAUCGCCGACUUGCUCAUCGAGAAGGUCAAGAAAGAGACACGUCCAGGCAAGCCUGCUUCCGACAAAUUCGGUGACCGUCCUUGGAACGACCCUGGUCCGCCCAACCCUCACCUUGUCAAGGCUGCUCGUGCUCUCGCCUGCCGCGGUCGCAAGGCUGCUAACAACAAAGGCCUUCACGAUGGUUCCCUUGUCGACCGCCGCCCCACCCUUCGAGCAUUGAUCUUUGAUUUCAGCUCGGUCGCUCACGUCGAUACCACUUCCGUUCAGACCCUUGUUGACGUUCGAACUGCAGUGGAGAGGUAUGCUGAUGCCAAGGUGGAGUUCCACUUUGCCAACAUCUUGUCUCCUUGGAUUCGACGUGGUUUGCUCGCUGGUGGAUUCGGUAUUGGUUUCCCAUCCAAGCGCAUCACCGAGAUCGCACCUGUCGUCUCCCAGCCCCAAAACAUUACCCUCUCCGCAAGCGAGUUGCAAGCACGAGAGCAAGCCGAAGCUGAACGGCGCGCUAAAGCCAUCGAACGUAUGAGCCAUAAGAGCAACAACGAUGGUCCUGCAUACCCCUUCUCCGGUCGUCCCAGGAAACCCAUGACCGAACUCGAAGCUGGUCUUGCUGGCGAUGGUGCAGCUGCCAGUCGAAGUCGGGUUGAUCUGCAUGAGGAUAUUGACGAGACUGAUCCUGACCGUAUCACACGGAAAGUUAAAAUCGGUGAUGCUCUCUACGACGUCCAUACUCUUGAUCAGGACGAACCCAACAAGGCUUCCAGCAGCAACACUCCUUCGAGGGAUAGCAUGGAGAAGAGUCUCGAAGAAGGUCACCAGCAGGAACACGCAGAUGACCGUCCUCCUUCCAGUAUCUCAAUCCCAGUUAUCUGGAAUAACGACUUGACUCCUUUCUUCCACCUCGACCUGUCCGCCGCUCUUGCUGCUGCUUCCGAAGGCUUGGGUGAAGACUCGCAGCUUUCGUCAAGAAUUGACCAGAACAACUAA
Messenger RNA from Ustilago hordei, 2700 nucleotides. Its product is annotated as putative Sulfate permease. The transcript has a single exon. Gene Ontology annotation, biological process: transmembrane transport. Gene Ontology annotation, cellular component: membrane. The coding region runs from base 1 to 2700 and encodes 899 amino acids. Lineage: Eukaryota; Fungi; Basidiomycota; Ustilaginomycetes; Ustilaginales; Ustilaginaceae. Gene Ontology annotation, molecular function: sulfate transmembrane transporter activity. The record is from RefSeq and is a predicted model, not a curated record.